UUCAUUUUCAUUCCAUAUUGUCAUCUCGCAUGUGUGAGACAGCUGUCAAAGCGUUUGUUGCGUAAAUAAAUUAUUUAUUCUGGCUGCGAACAGAAUACCAAAUAAUGGCUACUUUGGCGAGAUUAUUUCAACGAUUAUCGGUUUCGUCUUGGCCCAAAGACAUUCGCUACACAACUGUUCGCCCCAUAUCGCUGGAAAGUUUGGAAACAUUAUUGAACAAACCGAAACCGGGUGGAGGAAAGUCAUACCGGCGUAUCGUCCACUAUCCAGAGGAGUACACCAUUGAACCACUGCGCGUCACGAACCUAGCAGGUCGAGAUCCAGUAACGGGACGUCUGGUAGCUAAAGGUAUCGGUGGCGGUAUCAAGCACAAAUAUCACUGGAUCAAGUGGGUACGCGAUGGACCAAGUGAAGGACCACCACAGAUAGAGAAAGUUAUCGAUGUCUUUGAUGAUGGUUGCCGUACGGCAAAGGUGGCACUAGUUGCAGUGGGAAAUGAGAUGAAAUAUAUCCUCGCAACAGAAAAUAUGAAGGCGGGGGAUUUAUUGAAAACUUCACGCUUCAUCCCUCGAAUACCCGUUCGCGCCAACGAAGGUGAUGCCUAUCCAUUAGGUGCUCUACAAGUAGGCACCCUAGUUCAUUGUCUGGAGAAGUAUCCGGGACAAUAUUGUCAUCUGAUUCAUUCAGCCGGCUCGUAUGGAACAAUUCUGCGUAAAUUCGGCGAACUGGUCGUUGUUCAGCUGCCUUCGAAGCAAGAAUUUGCUUUCCAACAAACAUGUAUGGCUACGGUAGGACGCGUUUCCAACAUCGCGCACAGUAAAACACCGAUUGGAUCUGCCCAGAAAAAUCGAGAAUUGGGUAAUCGUCCGCGUUCUGGUCUAUGGCAACGUAAAGAUGGGCGCCACGGUCGAAAAGUGCGUCGUUUACCCCCGAUGCGGGUCAUUUCUCCUCCUGCUGCCAAGCCUGCGGAGCCCCUUAAAUUGACCUUAAAACUGUGAACAAUGUUUCUAUAGUACGUGUGAAAGCAUUAUCAAUUGAAAACAAACAUUAGCGUAAAACAA
Molecule: messenger RNA, 1061 nt
Organism: Anopheles funestus (African malaria mosquito)
Lineage: Eukaryota; Metazoa; Arthropoda; Insecta; Diptera; Culicidae
Gene: mRpL2
Product: 39S ribosomal protein L2, mitochondrial
Exons: 2
Coding region: 105-998 (297 amino acids)
Biological process (GO): cytoplasmic translation
Cellular component (GO): ribosome
Molecular function (GO): RNA binding; structural constituent of ribosome
Source: RefSeq, a predicted model, not a curated record